AUGAAUUGCCUGUCCAUAAAUUUAAAGGGGGUGAGGGAUAGCCGUAAAUCGGAUUGGAUACGUGGCCUCAAAACUAGCUACGGGAUUCAUUUUAUUGCUAUUCAGGAAACUAAAUUACAAGAUGCGGAGAAUUUUAAGUUCAAUCAAUUAUGGGAAAGAGCUGAAUUCAAAUUAGCGGUGGAAAAUUCUCAAGGAAGAUCAUGGGGUCUAGCGUGUAUCUGGUGUCCGUCUGUAUUCAGGUGCGUUGAUAUAAUUAAAAGCAGAUUCUUUAUUGUGGUUUUGGGUUUCCUUGUGCAAACAGGGUGUAGAAUCAAUUUUAUGAAUAUAUAUGCUCCCAGUGAGGCGGUAGGUUGGCGAGCAUUAUGGUCGGAAAUCUUGGAUGUUAAGAAUUCAUUACAAGGGUUAUGGGUCAUGAUGGGGGAUUUUAAUGAGGUUAGGGACGCGAGUGAGCGACUAAAUUCUGAAUUUGUGGAGGCCAAUGCGGAUGUGUUUAAUCAAUUCAUUCUUUCAGCUGGUGUGGUGGAAUAUAAUAUGGGUGGGGGAAACUAUACAUAUAUCUCGGAUAAUGGCAAAAAAUUGAGCAAAUUAGAUCGGUUCCUUGUGUGUUUGGGUUUUAGGGAACAGUGGCCAAAUGCAACGGUGCUUGCAUUGGAUAGAGUUGCGUCGGAUCAUCGGCCUAUCAUCCUGUCCACGGUCCAGACAGAUUUUGGUCAUAUUCCAUUCCGAUUUUUUAACUCUUGGUUCGAGUUCCCCGGUUUUCUGGAUUUUGUUUUACAGAUGGGUGGCUCCUUCUCCUUUUCUGGCCCAGAUGAUCUUGCACUAGCUAUUAAACUGAGGUGGUUAAAGAAUAAGAUUAAAUCUUGGUUGAAAGUUGAGCAAAGUAGUAGGGAAGGUAUCUAUAAUAGCAAAAAAAAGGAGAUUAGCGAGCAUAGAAAAUUUGGCGGAAGAAAGAAUGUUGUUGGAAGAAGAACUGGCUGA
Helianthus annuus (common sunflower) is the source of this 978-nucleotide messenger RNA. RefSeq lists its product as uncharacterized. Bases 1 to 978 code for a protein of 325 amino acids. Lineage: Eukaryota; Viridiplantae; Streptophyta; Magnoliopsida; Asterales; Asteraceae. Gene Ontology annotation, molecular function: catalytic activity. The transcript has a single exon. The record is from RefSeq and is a predicted model, not a curated record.